GCCAGACUGUGCAGAUCUACUCGAUCAGCUGGUGGAGUCGACAAGGGAAACAUUACCGGCUGUAAUCUUUCAGGAUUUUACUCUUCUAACUAAAGCAAUUCGCCGCGAGUCUAUCAGACCAAUAUGGAGAACAGAAAACGGCAGUUGGAGGCAGUUGUGACCGACAACCACUGCUUCAAAACGCCGGAGAAAAGGGUGUCAUUGGUCCGGCUGCUGGACUCCGACUACAUGCGAUGGGGAGUGGAAGAAACAUGUCGGUACCUGCGAAGAGAAGAUCUCGUAGAGUGGGAAGAUAUAUUUAAAGUACAAAAGAUCACAGGUGUUGGGCUGCGGUAUCUCAGUGACGCUGAUCUGGAGAAGAUUGGUAUAAAGUGCCUUGGUGACCGUCUGAAGAUCCUUCAUAGCUUCAGGAAGCUGUGGCAGAUAGGAGCAGAGCCAAAUAAGGUGUUUAAUGAUCCUAUUCACGGGCAUGUGGAGUUGCACCCUCUUCUCGUCAAAAUCAUCGACACGCCUCAGUUCCAGAGACUACGAAACCUCAAGCAGCUCGGAGGGACCUAUUAUGUUUUCCCUGGAGCAUCCCACAACCGGUUUGAACACAGCAUUGGAGUGGGACACUUGGCUGGGCGGCUUGUAGAAGCUCUGAACGAGAGGCAGCCAGAGCUCCUCAUCUCUCGCAGAGACAUCCUUUGUGUGCAGAUCGCUGGGCUCUGCCAUGACCUGGGUCAUGGGCCAUUCUCCCAUAUGUUCGACAGCAAGUUCAUCCCCACAGCACGUCCAGGAAUUUCCUGGAAGCAUGAGAACGCCUCUCUGAGCAUGUUCGACUACCUGGUGAAGGAUAAUGGCCUGAAGCCGGUGAUGGAGCAGCACGGCCUGGUGCUGCCCGAGGACCUGGACUUCAUUAAGGAACAGAUUGCUGGACCACCGAACUCUGUUUCAGUUCAAGACAAGAAGUGGCCAUAUAAAGGCCGUCCUGAAGACAAGUCCUUCCUUUAUGAAAUCGUGGCCAAUAAAAGGAACGGCAUUGAUGUGGACAAAUGGGAUUACUUUGCCAGGGACUGCUACCACCUGGGCAUCAAGAACAACUUUGACCAUGGCCGCUUCAUAAAGUUUGCCAGGGUGUGUGAGGUGGAUGGGCCAGAGCCCCCAUCUUGCACUAGAGACAAGGUGAUGGGAUGCUUUUUGUGUCUUAGCUUUGCUUUAUGUUACCCGUCAUAUUCUUCUGUUUGGCCUGUAGAUCAUGUGUUUGAAAGAAUUCUCCACUCUUCCUCUCCGGAGCUGGCUGAGUCGAGGCAGAUUCUACGCAACAUCGUCUGUCGACGCCUCUAUAAAUGUCUGGGCCAAACUCAGGCCGAACAACCCUUGAUUGUCACCCCGGAGAAAAUUCGCAAAUGGGAAGAAGAUCUGGCUGAAUCUCUCCUUCAGAGCGGCUCUAAGGAUGGCAGUCUGCAGCCGGAGGACUUUGUAGUUAGUGUCAUCUAUAUGGACUAUGGCAUGAAGGAUAAGAACCCCAUCAACAAUGUGCGUUUUUAUUGCAAGGAUGACUCGUCCAAAGCCAUCCAGAUCCGCAAGAACCAGGUGUCUAAACUUCUCCCAGAGCAGUUUGCUGAGCAGCUCAUCAGGGUUUACUGCAAGAAGACCGACGACAGGAGUCUGGAGGCUGCCAAGAAACACUUUGUCCAGUGGUGCAUCAACAUGAACCUCUCAAAGCCUCAGGUACUAUUUAAUCGGACGUGAUAAUAAUUUGUAUUU
This is a messenger RNA of Notothenia coriiceps (black rockcod), 1749 nucleotides long. RefSeq names its product deoxynucleoside triphosphate triphosphohydrolase SAMHD1-like. The record is from RefSeq and is a predicted model, not a curated record. Gene Ontology annotation, biological process: regulation of innate immune response; dGTP catabolic process; defense response to virus. Gene Ontology annotation, molecular function: protein binding; dGTPase activity. NCBI's taxonomy places the organism in Eukaryota, Metazoa, Chordata, Actinopteri, Perciformes, Nototheniidae. Gene Ontology annotation, cellular component: nucleus.